Penicillium coprophilum is the source of this 4563-nucleotide messenger RNA. Its product is annotated as Transcription factor. Gene Ontology annotation, biological process: DNA-templated transcription. Gene Ontology annotation, molecular function: zinc ion binding; RNA helicase activity; DNA binding. The transcript has 7 exons. NCBI's taxonomy places the organism in Eukaryota, Fungi, Ascomycota, Eurotiomycetes, Eurotiales, Aspergillaceae. Bases 1 to 4563 code for a protein of 1520 amino acids. The record is from RefSeq and is a predicted model, not a curated record.
AUGGCUCCUCAAUCGGCGAAGCGGAGUUCCGCCAAAGACGAUGAUUUCGUAUUUACGCUCUCCGACGACGAACUCGACACCCGUUUCGAAGAAGAAGAUGGGGACAACGAGAUGCAGGAUGAUAAUGCGCCAGCAGCAGAAAACAAAAAGCGCAAGCGCGAGGUUGAAAGUGUCAAGCCCAAGAACAAGAAACAGAAGCAGCAAGAAAAGCAGCAAUUGAAAAACGCCAAGAAGAACAAGAAGAACGCCGAGCCCGCACCCGAACCCGAGUCGGAAGAGGAGGACGAUGAUGCGGCGGCGGCGGAUGCAACAGAAGACGACGGCGUCUUGGACCCCGAUUUCGAGUUCGAUGUCGGCGGUGUCGCGAACCAAGGUGUCACUGAAGGCUUUGAUGGCUGGGGUAUUGAUGACAACGAAAAGAAGCGCUCCGGCGACAAGAAGGCUGUUGAUAUUGACGAUAUCAUUGAGCGGAGGCAGGCCAAGAAGGAUGAGGCUGCUGCUAGGAAGCAGAAGAAGAACCCUGUCCAGAAGGAGGAGAGCGUCAGCGCAUCUGAAGACGAGGCUGCAUCAGGCGAUGAAAUGCCCGUUGACUUCGAGGAUGAUGAGCUCAUGGCCGAAGACGCUUUCGGCAUGGGCGCGGACGGCGAGGAGGAGAGUGAUGCCGAGGGCCCCGAGCCUGGCUCUGGGGAUGAAGACGAGGAGGACGAUGAGGAUAAGGAUGAGGAUUCCGAUGAUGAUGCUGCAUCUGACAACGACUCUGUCGCCACACCCGUCGGUCACCCCGAUGACAGAGGCUCAGACAUGGAGUCUGAUGUAGAGAGCGAGGUGGAUGAGGAGGAAGCAGAGAAGCGGAAAGCAUUCUUUGCCCCCGAAGAAAAGGUUGACACCAAGGCCAAUAUGGCCAAGAUGACUUUCCAAGAAUUCAAUCUCUCCCGCCCCAUCCUUCGAGGUCUUGCGGCAGUUGGAUUCACAGACCCGACUCCUAUCCAGCGUAAGGCGAUUCCCGUUGCUUUGCUGGGCAAGGAUAUUGUGGGUAGUGCCGUGACUGGUUCCGGAAAGACCGCUGCCUUCAUUGUUCCUAUCCUCGAGCGUCUCCUCUUCCGUCCCCGCAAGGUCCCUACAAGUCGUGUUGUGGUUCUGAUGCCCACUCGUGAAUUGGCUGUUCAGUGUUACAACGUCUCCGUCAAACUGGCCACAUUCACAGAUGUCACAUUCUGUCAAUUGGUUGGUGGUUUCAGUCUUCGCGAGCAGGAGAACGUGCUCAAGAAGCGCCCCGAUGUCAUCAUUGCCACCCCCGGUCGUUUCAUUGAUCACAUGCGCAACUCGCCCAGUUUCACCGUUGAUACCCUAGAGAUUCUGGUUCUUGAUGAGGCCGAUCGUAUGCUUGAGGAUGGUUUCGCCGAUGAGUUGAAUGAGAUUCUCACCACGAUUCCCAAAUCUCGCCAGACUAUGCUGUUCUCCGCGACCAUGACAGACUCAAUUGACAAGCUCAUUCGUGUCGGUAUGAACCGCCCAAUGCGCUUGAUGGUUGAUGCCAAGAAGAACACUGUAUCCACCCUUGUCCAAGAGUUCGUGCGUCUCCGUCCCGGUCGGGAGGAUAAGCGUCUCGGUUACCUCUUGUACCUGUGCAAGGAAAUCUACACCAAGCGUGUUAUUAUCUUCUUCCGACAGAAGAAGGAAGCUCACCGCGUUCGCAUCAUUUUCGGUCUAUUGGGAUUGAAGGCAGCAGAGCUACACGGUAGUCUGAGUCAAGAACAGCGUAUCAAAUCCGUCGAAAACUUCCGAGAUGGCAAGGUUGCCUUCCUUCUCGCCACCGACGUUGCGUCUCGUGGUCUGGAUAUCAAGGGUGUCGAGACCGUCAUUAACUACGAGGCACCUCAGAGUCACGAGAUCUACCUGCAUCGUGUUGGACGUACAGCCCGUGCCGGCCGCUCCGGUCGUGCAUGCACGAUUGCCGCCGAGCCCGACCGCAAGAUCGUCAAGCUUGCCGUCCGCGCCGGCAAAGCACAAGGCGCCAAGAUUGCCAGUCGUGUAGUUGAGCAAGCCGUCGCAGACAGCUGGGCGCAAAAGGCCGAGGAUAUGGCUGAUGAGGUGACGGAGAUCUUGCAAGAGGAAAAGACCGAGAAGCAGUUCUCUCAAGCCGAGAUGCAAUUCACCAAGGGUGAGAACCUCAUGAAGCACGGAAACGAGAUCAUGUCACGGCCGAAGCGGACGUGGUUCGAGACCGAGAAGGAGAAGAAGGUUGCUCGCAAAUUGGGUAACGUGGAGUUGAACGGUCCCAACACCAAGAAGAGCAAUGUCAAGCUCAGCAACAAGGACAAGAAGCGUCUAGAUGAUGCACAGAUGAGACACGAUGGUAAUAUCGGGUGGAAGAAGGGCAAGGGUGAUGCGGAAUCUGCCAAGGACCCUAAGAAGAACAAGAAUAAGGGCAAGGGCAAGUUAAAUGUAACGGAGCUAGUCCGUCGUGUUCGCGAUGCGCCGCGCGCAACGAGCAGUCUGGAGGCUAGGGUUGCGCAGUUGGAGGAAGCUUUGUUGAAGCGCGGGGAGGAAGAGGUGCGGAAGACGAGAUCACCCUCAUCGACUGAGUCUAGCUCGAGCGGAACAAAGAUAAAGAUCGAUCCCGAUGCUGAAGAUCUUAGUCGAGCAUUUGAUGGUCUGAAUGUGGAAAAUGACGGGCGCGUCUCAUUUCAUGGACCGACGAGUUUGUUCCAGUUGCCUAGUGGGGUAGUGAGCGAAGCCGCGUCGACUUCGCAUUACGCGCAGGAAUUGGAAGGUCGCAAAGAGCGGCUUGUUAAUAGCGCAUGGCGAGAAAGGGCAUUCGAGCAAAUGGCUGCUAUGCCGGAGCCUUUCCAGUAUCUUCUCGACUCGCAUUGGUGCUGGAUCCAGCCGCUGUGGAAUUUUGUCUACCGUCCUGCAUUUACACGUGAUAUGAAAAUUAAUGGGGCUUAUUACUCCGACGUCUUACUAAAUGCUAUUCUUUCUCACUCGGUGCGCUGGUGCAAAUCGGAGCCUCAGAUUGGCCCGCUUCUGGACUCCUAUGACGGCGGUGCACAGUUCUCCCAUCGCGCAUUGACUGGGGUGUUCGACUCUCUCAAAAUUGGUUAUGCAGGCAUCCCUACCAUUCAAACAUUACUCCUUCUCAGUGCCCAGGAAUGCGGCCGUGGAAAUCGGACGCAGGCUUGGCUAUACAGUGGCAUGGCCUUCCGACUGUUGGACGACUUGGGUAUAUCCAUCGACAGCCGGAAAUAUUCAGGAUCCGCUCAACUGAGUGAUGAAGAUAUUGAAAUACGGAACCGUCUAUUCUGGAGUUGUUAUUUCUGGGAUAAGGUGGUUUCAUUGUACUUUGGCCGGGCGCCGACGAUGCAGCACUCUCGCGUUAGCCCACCACGCAUGAUUCUUGAUGACACCGCUGAGAUCGAAAUAUGGACACCUCAUGGGGUGAGCUUCACUGAUGGUGCUCACUAUCCGCCGACGCAGGCGCAUUCAACGUCAUGUUUCAUGAAGAUGUGUGGUCUGGCGGAAGUCUUGAAUCAGAUUCUGAUCCACAUAUAUGACCCAAUCCGCCGAAGCACGGACUCGGAAUUCUUUGAUUGUGUUCAGGAGCAGGCCAAAAAUCUGAGUGACUGGUGGGAUGAGUUACCGGACUACUUGAAAUUAACGGCGAUAGACCUUCCUCCAUACUCACCACCGAGCCAUAUCGUGAUUUUGAAUUGUUUCUAUCAUACUAUCAACAUCCUUCUCCACCGACCAAUUCUCUGCUCCCGAGAGUUGCUCAAAGCCCGCCCCGAAGCAUACGACUCGACCCAUCUUGUACAAUGCAUGGCAUCAGCAACAUCAAUUCUAUCUCUCUUCGAUCUAUACCGCCGUACAUUCGGCGACAGCCACGUCGUCCUCUCUCUAGCAUACAGCAUCUACACAGCAGCAUCGAUUUUCCUACUCGAGAUCCAAGCCUUGAAGUAUGCCGCACCGGGAACACUGGACAAACUCAAGUUCUGCAUUUUCGCCCUUGAGAGAGUCAAGGCCGCCAACCCCGUUAUCACAACAGCGCUCAGCCUCAUCUCCCUGGAGCUCCAAAAACUCCAAAUCAACAUCCACGGACCACUCCCCGUACCCAUUCCCGAGUCUAAACAGGAACACCAACCUCAACAUCAUCAAUCCCCACGCCAAUCCCAUCCCCAUCCUCACCACCCCCAGCCCAGCGAGUCUCCAUCAAUAGGCAGCAACCCAUCCCGCCACGUCUCCCCACACCAGCAUCACCACCAACCACAAGCAUCGAUAGUCACACAAGCUCAGACGACCGGCCCUGAAAACCCGCCCCUCAUGGGACCAUACAAUACCUUCCAGCACCCGGGAGCAGGUUUCAACAUCCCGCAUCCGAGUGAGAUGCCCCAGAUGCCGCCUACGCACUUGCUAGGCGGGAUGCCAAAUGCCGUCAUGACGGUGGAUGACCCCAGUUCUUACGAAAUCACGCCUGAGGUAUAUGAGGCAUUCUCGUAUGCGCAACCGAUUACGACGAACAUGACGCCUGUUUUUGAUCAGGGGUGGGGUGGACCUUCUCAAUGA